Molecule: messenger RNA, 3121 nt
Organism: Canis lupus familiaris (dog)
Lineage: Eukaryota; Metazoa; Chordata; Mammalia; Carnivora; Canidae
Gene: ZFP1
Product: ZFP1 zinc finger protein
Exons: 4
Coding region: 223-1449 (408 amino acids)
Biological process (GO): regulation of immune system process; regulation of cytokine production; negative regulation of transcription by RNA polymerase II
Molecular function (GO): DNA-binding transcription repressor activity, RNA polymerase II-specific
Source: RefSeq, a predicted model, not a curated record
UUGCGUCUGCGCAUGUGCAAUGCUGCGAGCGCGCCGGUGGCUGCCCUUCCCCCACCUCCUGCCGCGAGUGGGUGACAGGGCCCCGGUCUCCGCGCGUCUUCACCGACACGCGCCGUGACCCGGCCUGGCACUGAGCCACAAGUGGAGGCUGUGCCCCUCCAGUUCUGCUUUCAUAGUUCUCAGCCUUCCCCUAAAAACUGCAAAAAAUGAACAAAUCCCAGAAUGAAUAGCAAUAUGCCAUUUCAGGGAUCUGUUUCAUUCACGGAUGUGACUGUGGACUUCACUCAGGAGGAAUGGGAGCAACUGGACCCCUCACAGAGGAUCCUGUACAUGGAUGUGAUGCUGGAGAAUUAUAGCAACUUACUGUCAGUGGAGGUGUGGAAGGCUGACGACCAGAUGGAGAGGGACCACAGCAACCCAGAUGAGCAGGCGAGACCAUUUAUCAUUUUUAAAAACCAAACCCCAAUUGAGGAAAGAGGGAAUCUCUUUGGAAAAACAUUUAAUCUGAGCACAGAUUUUGUUUCUUUAAGGCAAGUACCCUAUAAAUAUGACUUAUAUGAAAAAACUUUGAAAUCUAAUUCAGACUUACUUAAUAAUAAUAGAAGCUAUAUAAGAAAGAGAGCUGAUGAGUGUAAUGGAUUUGGAAAAGCACUCCUCUAUCUGAAGCAAGAGAAAACCCAUAAUGGAUUAGAAUACUCUGAAUAUAAUAAAAGUGGGAAAGUCUUUAAAGAAUCCAUUUUUAAACAUCAGAAAAUAAGAAAUUUGGUCCAACCUUUUAUUUGUAAUUACUGUGACAAGGCUUUCUCCUUUAAGUCACUGCUCAUUAGUCACAAGAGAAUACACACUGGAGAGAAACCUUAUGAAUGUAAUGUGUGUAAGAAAACUUUCUCCCAUAAGGCAAACCUCAUCAAACAUCAAAGAAUUCAUACAGGGGAGAAACCCUUUGAAUGUAUUGAAUGCGGAAAAGCUUUCACGCACCAGUCAAACCUCAUUGUACACCAGAGAGCACACAUGGAGAAGAAGCCCUAUGAAUGCAGUGAUUGCGGCAAGACAUUUGCCCAGAAAUUUGAACUUACUACACACCAGAGAAUUCAUACAGGAGAACGACCCUAUGAGUGUAACGAAUGUGCAAAAACCUUCUUUAAGAAAUCAAACCUCAUCAUACAUCAGAAAAUUCACACGGGGGAGAAACGCUACGAGUGCAGUGAAUGUGGAAAGUCCUUUAUCCAGAACUCACAACUCAUUAUACAUAUGAGAACUCAUACGGGAGAAAAACCCUACGAAUGUACUGAAUGUGGCAAAACAUUCAGCCAGAGGUCAACCCUUAGAUUGCAUUUGCGAAUCCAUACAGGAGAGAAACCAUAUGAGUGUUCGGAAUGUGGGAAGGCCUUCAGCAGGAAGUCCCGACUCAGUGUCCAUCAGAGAGUUCACAUGAGGGAAAAGCCCUGAGACUGCAGCCAGCUGGAACUGUGGGAAACCCUUCCACCCUAACCCUUCCCGUUGGGGAAAAACUGCACAAAGGUACUGACGGAACGUACAAGUUCACAGUGAGAUACAAUCUACCAAAUCAAAAAACACGUAAAAACAGGGUCCCCUAAGAACAAUGUUAUACCCAAAGUCAGAUAUGAUGCCCAACUAAGGAAUAUAUAUCAGCAUAUAUCCAAUUGUAAAUAGACAUGCUUAGUUGUAUUACAGUGAAUUACUCAAGAAUGAAAUAUUCUGAGCAGCAGCAUUAAGGAUCAGUACCUUAGGAAUUUAGUGGUUGUGUGUGAUCCUAUCUUAGAUCCACACAUGUAAAUUUAACACUCUCAUUGGGAGUUUGAAAUCCUUGUCCUCUUAUAAUUGGGACAUGAAUAAGAUUUUCCAUGCUAAACAUGUGUUUUUCAGUACCUUUCCAAGCCAGUAUGCAUUCCACAGGAAAUAGGUAACAGAGUUUCAGUGGCAUGUUGCAUAUGUUUUCUCCUAUUGCUCGUUGGCAUAGAGAGUCGGUCCAACCAACAUUAUUCAGCUGCCUCUUCAAUAAACAGAAGACAAGGUUGAAGUUUUAACUUGUUUCUGGGGUUGCUAGAAGCAUUAUUUAUAUAAAUAUGUACGUGAGAGAGAAUUAAGAGGAGAUCUAGAGACAGACCACUGUGGGCCGUCUCUCCAUAGGCACCACAGCUGAAGAGUGCGCCCCAUCUCUAGUGCGCAGUUACUUUGCAGUGGGGUGUUUACAUACAAAUGCAUGUCUUUUAACAUUGUAUAACCCAGAAAUUACUUGUACUUUUAUUUGUGUGUUUCCCUAUUUCUCUUAAUAUUUUACAAAUUGUCUUACAAAAAGUAGAAUAUGUAUGUGGUUCACAAAUGUUACAUUUUAGAGACUUUAGAGAAAAAAUUUAAGAAACUGUCAGUAUAUGUCUUAAUGCUUUUUUAAGUGUCCAUGUGCACAACCCACUUUAGAAAUGCAUUUUUGCCCCAUUCUGUGUAAAGGAGGCAUUUCCACUCCCUGAGUUUCACGGUCAUCAACCAGAAGCAUCUCCCUUUGGAACUUGAGUACAAGUUAAGCCUUUCCUUUAAAGGUUCACACAUUAAAGGUUACAAGUUAGACUUUUCAGCUAUCUCUCCAUAUGUUUAAAACCUAAAAAAAGCUUUUUGCAUAACUCAGAGGCAAAGUAUUGAUUUCAGAUUCCCAAGUUUCUCUCCUGAUCAGUCAUAAAUCACACACUAGAUUUGUCACUGGCAACUAUAACUGGCCUUUUUUCUUCCUUGCUUCUGAAUGUCAUUGAUGUGCUGUGACUAUAUAUGAAUAUGAGUGACCUGAACAGAUUUACCAGAACAUCUAUGUCCAGUAAGUCUUUGUCUUUCUAAAUUGUCAUCUUGUCUACUACCAAGCAAGGAAGCAGGGGAAAAGAUUCAUCUCAUACACUGCUGUUAGAAAUGUGUAAAGUGUAACUCUUCUAACAUUAAGAAUACACAUACCCUUCAAUCCAGGAGUCUCACUCCUGGGAAUCUAUCCCUAAGAAAAAAUAAAGUGCCAGUAUUUAAGAUUAUAUGUUUAUCAAUGUAUAUUGUAUUUUUUGAUAAAGACAAAAACAAUGUGAAUGACCAUCAGUAAGAGAAUGAAUAAACCUCAGUAAAACUA